AUGCUGACACAUCUCCUAUAUCAAGAGAGCCUAGAUACGAGAAAGCCUCCCGGCACUGGUUACACCAGCAAAGUACGUGUGAGCGAUAGGUACCACAUCGUGGGAUUUAUCAGCAGCGGUACCUAUGGCCGUGUCUAUAAGGCCCUAGGCAAAAAUGGCCAGAAAGGGGAAUUCGCAAUUAAAAAGUUCAAGCCGGAUAAAGAAGGUGAAAUCGUUCAGUAUACUGGUCUCUCGCAAUCGGCCAUCCGGGAAAUGGCCUUGUGCUCAGAACUUGACCAUCCCAAUGUAGUGGGGCUGGCAGAGAUCAUCUUGGAGGACAAGUGUAUCUUCAUGGUCUUUGAGUACACUGAGCAUGAUCUCCUGCAGAUCAUUCACCAUCACACCCAACCGCAGAGACAUGCGAUUCCCGCCCUUAUGGUCAGGUCGAUCUUGUUCCAGCUGCUCAAUGGCUUGCUCUACCUCCAUACCAACUGGGUACUACAUCGGGACCUCAAACCAGCAAACAUCUUGGUAACUUCGAGCGGUGCUAUCCGCAUCGGUGAUCUGGGACUUGCCCGACUGUUCUACAAACCUCUCAAUUCCCUUUUCUCUGGAGACAAGGUCGUCGUCACCAUCUGGUACCGUGCACCUGAGCUUUUGAUGGGUAGCCGACACUACACACCAGCUGUUGACUUGUGGGCCGUCGGUUGCAUUUUUGCAGAGCUACUUUCUCUCCGACCCAUUUUCAAGGGCGAGGAGGCCAAGAUGGACAGCAAGAAGACGGUGCCAUUUCAGCGAAACCAAAUGAUGAAAAUCAUCGAGAUCAUGGGACUGCCAUCCAAGGAGAUCUGGCCGGGCCUAGUGUCUAUGCCCGAGUAUUCACAGCUCCAGUCGCUGGCAAUGUCACGAGCUCCGGGACACUUUAACAGAUCGUCAAAUUUGGAAGUCUGUGCCGGCACACCAGGUGCAGAUGGCUUCGAUCUACUGUCACGCCUGCUUGAGUACGACCCCACUAAGAGAAUCACCGCCCAAGAAGCCCUCGAGCAUCCGUACUUCAAGAACGGAGGCCCCAUAUCAGCUAAUUGCUUUGAGGGAUUCGAGGGCAAAUAUCCCCAUCGCCGUACUUAUCAUCACCUCGCAACUUCUCAAAAUACGCCUUGA
This is a messenger RNA of Aspergillus sclerotioniger CBS 115572, 1140 nucleotides long. RefSeq names its product cyclin-dependent serine/threonine protein kinase SSN3 (gene ssn3). Gene Ontology annotation, molecular function: cyclin-dependent protein serine/threonine kinase activity; RNA polymerase II CTD heptapeptide repeat kinase activity; ATP binding. Gene Ontology annotation, biological process: protein phosphorylation. The record is from RefSeq and is a predicted model, not a curated record. Bases 1 to 1140 code for a protein of 379 amino acids. Gene Ontology annotation, cellular component: nucleus; mediator complex. Lineage: Eukaryota; Fungi; Ascomycota; Eurotiomycetes; Eurotiales; Aspergillaceae. The transcript has 4 exons.